Molecule: messenger RNA, 1727 nt
Organism: Nelumbo nucifera (sacred lotus)
Lineage: Eukaryota; Viridiplantae; Streptophyta; Magnoliopsida; Proteales; Nelumbonaceae
Product: lipase (DUF620)
Source: RefSeq, a predicted model, not a curated record
CAAAUACAAAGUGCUGGAUCUCCACUGAUUUUCUUAAUUCUUACCCCCCAAAGCACUCAAACAGCUUGCCAAUUUUACCGAACUACCAGAAACGCCAUUAUUACACCGGAUGAAGAUAUGGACCCCUCGCCUGUAUUGCCUGCCUUAAAAGCUCCUUCACUUAAUCCCACCCAAAAGGAGGGGCCCCUUACCUUCAGCUUCAACAAUUCAACUCCCCCUCUCUUCUUCGGAAACUUCCUCUCUCCCUCCUGAUGCAGAAGACUUACAACAAUCAUCACUAACAACUGCAAUCAAAUUAACCAGCAGCUGAAGAUCAGAUCAAAUGGGUCGCCUUGCACCUCUGUCUGAAGAACCCAUCAACGAAGAGGACACCAGAAACUGUUCAAGGAAAGGUCAGUUGUGGCGUAAUUGGCUCAAGAACCAAUUCCCUCUUCUAUUCAACAAGAAAUGUGAUCUCAAGGUCMUCUUGAGUGUUCUGGGUUGCCCUCUCUCCCCUCUUUCCGUCCACCCAACUCCAUCCAUCAACGAUGUAGCAUCGUCGGCACAAUACAUAAUUCAGCACUUCAUAGCGGCGACGGGGUGCCGGAAAAUAGAGGGGACAGUGAAGAGCAUCUACGCAACCGGGAAGGUGAAGAUGGCGAUGGCGGAAGAGCCUGGAUCAAGUAGUGGUUCCGUAACUGUAACCACUCCGGCCAAGACGUCACAGAAGGGCUGCUUCGUGGUAUGGCAGAUGGUCCCGGACAAGUGGCUAGUGGAGCUGGUAGUCGGCGGGCAAAAGGUCGUUGCCGGCAGCGACGGGGAGGUGGCGUGGCGCCACACGCCCUGGCUCGGUGCACACACGGCCAAGGGAGGAGUUCGACCACUCCGACGUGCACUUCAGGGUCUAGAUCCUGUAACAGUGGCAGCGGUGUUCUCUCCUGCACAAUACAGUGGAGAGAAGAAAAUCAGCGGUGAAGACUGCUUUGUGUUGAAGCUGUCAGCCGACCAUACAGAGCUGGCCGAUCGGAGCGACAGCACGGCAGAGAUCAUCAAACACGUUAUGUUUGGGUACUUCAGCCAGAGAAGUGGGUUACUGGUGUAUCUCGAGGACUCUCUCUUGACACGGAUUCAGUCGCCCGGUUCACGCCCGAUGUACUGGGAGACAACCAUGGGAUCAUCGAUGGAAGACUAUCGAACGGUGGACGGAGUGAUGGUCGCCCACUCCGGCCACUCCACCGCAAGCCUGGCCAGAUUUGGGGACACCGUGAAGCUGGGUCCAGUGAUUACGCGGAUGGAGGAAGCAUGGACGAUUGAUGACGUUGUGUUCAAUGUGCCGGGGCUCUCAAUCGACUGCUUCAUCCCUCCGGAGGAAGUUCAGAAGGAUUAUCCGGAGAAGAACAACGUCAACUGGAAUUCACCAUUACGCCACUGCUAGCAAAUUACAAGCUACAAUCAGAUUGAUCGCGAUAUCUUCUCCAUGACUAACAACAGUACUACUCCAACUUUGGCCUGGCUUACGGCAACCAACUGGAAAAAAAGGGGACCUUUUCAAUGCUUCAAUUCUGUACAUAUUAAUAACUUCAAAUAGAAGUCGAUAUCUGGUGAUGAUGCACCCUUUGUUUUCUUCCAUCGAUCCGGUUUCCUUUUCUCCUCAUAACUUCUUGUGACUGAAAGAUGUAUAUUGGCAUAAUUGAAAUCGAGAGGGUAGAUUGUUAGUUAGCUUCCUCUACUCUCUCUCUUUCUCUCUC